CAAACAACAAGAGUCAGUAAUGGGAGGUGGUGAUUCACAAUGUGAACGGAAUGGGCACUGAUACCUUACUAUUCAACUCCUUUUUUUUAUUCCAAACCUAACAGCGAUCGAUCAAGAGAUGCCGCUAGAAGAACCAGAAUUUCAACUUUCAAUCUAACUCAAGAAUUUGAAUCUAUUUCAAUUCUCUAUUCCCUCUUUUACGUCGCUCAUGUCUAUCUCAUUCUAAUUCACUUCUUUUUUUUUAUACUAUUUUUUCACUAUUUAUACCAUUCCCUCCAACACCAUUCCAUUCUCAACAACUCAAUUCGAUACACUUCUCUCUCUCUCUCUACUACAUUGGAGUUUAGAACACUUCUAAUCUUUCUCUCGACACAUGGGUAACUCUACCAGUGAAACUGAUCAACCCAAUCAACUAACUGAUCUCGUCAUCAAUCCUUCUUCAAACCCAACGCCGGGCGCAGUUUUGCGAGAUGGAAAGGAAAUUCUUUUUCAGGCAUUUAACUGGGAGUCUCACAAAUACAAUUGGUGGGAAACUUUAGAAACCAAAAUUCCGGACAUAGCUAAAGCUGGAAUCACUUCAGCAUGGUUGCCACCACCAACUCAUUCCUUCGCGCCUGAAGGUUAUACUCCUCAGGACCUUUACUCUCUUAAUACUAAAUAUGGUUCUGAGCAUCAAUUAAAAGCCUUACUUCACAAGAUGAAGCAACACAAAGUCAGAGCAAUGGCUGACAUAGUUAUCAAUCAUCGCGUUGGCACCACCCGAGGACGCGGAGGGAUCUACAAUCGCUUUGAUGGAAUUUCAUUACCGUGGGAUGAACGUGCUGUAACAUCUUCUACUGGUGGACUGGGUAAACAAAACACAGGGGCCAUUUUCCACGGGUUUCCCAAUAUCGAUCAUACUCAAGACUUUGUGAGAAAGGAUAUCAUAGGAUGGCUUCAGUUUCUACGCCAUAAAGUAGGCUUUCAGGAUUUUCGUUUUGAUUUUGCAAAAGGCUAUUCACCAAAAUAUGUGAAAGAAUAUAUUGAAGGAGCAAAGCCAGUGUUCUCUGUUGGGGAGUAUUGGGAUACUUGCAACUACAACGGUUCUAGUUUGGACUAUAACCAAGAUAGCCAUAGGCAACGAAUAGUUAAUUGGAUUGAUGGCACUGGACAGCUCUCAACUGCAUUUGACUUCACAACAAAGGGAAUUCUCCAGGAAGCUGUCAAGAGAGAAUAUUGGCGACUGUGUGAUGCUCAAGGAAAGCCGCCUGGAGUGAUUGGGUGGUGGCCUUCAAGAUCAGCUACAUUUAUAGAUAAUCAUGAUACUGGCUCAACUCAGGCUCAUUGGCCCUUUCCUUCUGAUCAUGUUAUGGAGGGAUAUGCUUACAUAUUGACUCAUCCUGGGAUACCUACAAUUUUCUAUGACCACUUUUAUGACUGGAACCAAUCAGUUCAUGAUCAGAUUGUGAAGUUGAUUGACACUCGCAAGCGUCAAGGUAUUCAUAGCAGAUCACCUAUUAGGAUUCUGGAAGCCAAGCACAAUGUAUACGCUGCAAUCAUCGGGGAAAAGCUCUGCAUGAAGAUUGGAGAUGGUUCAUGGAGCCCAUCUGGGAAGGAAUGGACUCUAUCUACCAGUGGCCAUAACUAUGCUGUAUGGCACAAGUAGUAUUCCUGUAGCUUGACCCUUCCUCUCCACUGGGUGUGGACUUAAAUGGAGGGAGUUAUGUGCUUCUUAUAUGCUUUUAUUCCUAAUACAUGAUGGAACUGCAGCUCUUCUUUUCCCCCCUCUUCCAGCAGGCUUUGUGGAAGUCGGUGUAUAGUAAUUUAUCACUAGAUUCUUGACCAGUGCGAUGCACGGGUUUAUCGCACUGGUCUGAUGUACUAUUUUAUAUUACAAAUAAACUAUCAACUAUUAAUGAUAAAGAAAUUAAAUUAUCGUAAUAGGUUAAAUUAUAA
This is a messenger RNA of Vicia villosa (hairy vetch), 1935 nucleotides long. Its product is annotated as probable alpha-amylase 2. The record is from RefSeq and is a predicted model, not a curated record. Gene Ontology annotation, molecular function: calcium ion binding; alpha-amylase activity. Bases 374 to 1645 code for a protein of 423 amino acids. The transcript is spliced from 12 exons. Gene Ontology annotation, biological process: carbohydrate metabolic process. Lineage: Eukaryota; Viridiplantae; Streptophyta; Magnoliopsida; Fabales; Fabaceae.